AUCAAAUCUUCAUCAUAUUAUUCCUAAAUUUUUCAUCUCCAUCCUGUAAUACAUGACUUUAAGAAUCAGAUCUCCUGUAUUUUUUCUCUUGUGAUUCCAACCAUGUCUCUUCAAACCAGUGAGGAGAAUGUUGAUUUUCCUGUUAUGGAUAUUUCACAGCUUCCCUAUGAAUUUGAUGAUGAAGAUUUAAAUCAUCUCCAAGAUCAUGAAUUGGUUAGGAAGGUGAGAGAAGCUUGCAAAGAAUGGGGAUUUUUCUUCGUUGUGAACCAUGGAAUUCCAGCAGAUCUUCUGGAAGAUGUCAUGUCCCAAAUCCAGCAAUUAUGUGCAAUGCCUUCCGAAAUUAAAGCAAAAGCCAGUACCGUUUCUUACAGAGCUCCUCCACCAUGGCAUUUAAGCUUUGACCUGCCUAACUUGCCUCAGUUAGAUUCAGUUCAAGAAAUGUCUGAUAAAGUAUGGCCUGUAGAUGGAAACCCUAAUUUCUGCGAGAAGAUUGGAACAUACGGCAUCAAGGUGCACCAUCUGUCAAGAAAAAUUUCUAAAAUCAUUCUUGCCAGUUUGGGUUUAGAUAUCAAGACUUUCUACCAUUCUGAUUUUGAAAAGUGUACAAGCAGCAUAGCAAUAAACUCCUACUUGUCCAACGGCAAUUCCAUGGAAGAGGAGAUUAUGCAUUCCCAUACAGAUACUGGUUGCCUUACAAUCCUCCAUAACGAUAAUCAGCAGGGCCUCCAGGUCCUAUCCAAACAAGGGAAGUGGCUCGACGUCAAUCCUUUACCUCAUUCAUUUCUUGUCAUUGUUGGGGAUUCUCUUAAGGCAUGGAGUAAUGGUAGAUGCCAGAGUUUGGCGCAUAGAGUUGUUUAUAAAGGAUGGAAGCAUCGCAUAUCCCUGGCCACUUCUUUCUACUUUCCAUACGAUCACAAGAUUUGGGCUUCAGAGGAGCUUGUGGAUGACAACCACCCAAGACUUUACAAGCCUUAUACGUACUCCGAGUACAGGCUAAAUUAUCAUACUAUUAUGUUCAACAAAGAAGCCAACCUUGUUGAGUUCCUUGAUGUAUUUGCAGGUAUAUAAUAUACUUCGUUGUUCGCUUUAAAUGAAGGGUAUGCCCUGUCAUCUAGAGGGUAAACACUUUAAUCCAAGUAGGUGUCCUCCAAGCUCAGGAGUUUAGGA
Cryptomeria japonica (Japanese cedar) is the source of this 1167-nucleotide messenger RNA. RefSeq names its product 2-oxoglutarate-dependent dioxygenase DAO. The record is from RefSeq and is a predicted model, not a curated record. Gene Ontology annotation, molecular function: dioxygenase activity. Lineage: Eukaryota; Viridiplantae; Streptophyta; Pinopsida; Cupressales; Cupressaceae. The transcript is spliced from 3 exons. The coding region runs from base 103 to 1068 and encodes 321 amino acids.